UUGGCAUAUUUUUGAUGGUGUAAGGUUCACACUUAGAGCACGGUACUAAUAACACCAAGACGGCAGAUUUGAUCCCUGUAUAGGCCAUUCCCUGAAAAGUUGGGCUCAACAGUCCUUGUGGAUCCUUCCCACUCAGAAAACUCUGGUGGUGCUGCGAACGCAGCUUAUGCAAAGCACACAGACUUGGAAUGGCCUCCCAUGAAACAAGGAUGAGCCAAAAAUAAUUCAAGCCAACGGACAAUAUAAAAUCUUGCGAAGAAUCAGGAUAUUCCACUAUAUAUUCUCCCAAGGAGAGCAGUUAGGAAGGGCAGAGAACAGGCGAGCAGAUGAGCCGGGAUGCUGCGCUCCCGACGAGCCCGGGCGCGGUGGGUUCGCCGAGGGCUGCGGGCCGGGGGACGCAGCUGCCCCAGCCCCUCGGGGCCAGGAGAGGUCCCAGCGUGGCCCUGCCCGGCCGGCUGGAGCUGUGGGACCCCCCGAUGCCGCCCCACCGCCUCCGCCUCCGCCGCGACCGGCCCCGCGCCCUCCCCUUCCUCCCCACGCCCCGCUGGGGACCCUUAAAGAGGAGGGGGCAGAGGCUGGAGGGCUUGGCUGGGGGACAGGGCUCCUCCUGAGAGAGAUCUGGGAUUGAAUCGGGCGGCCAAAAACAAAAACUAACAGGGAGGAGGAAGGAAAAAAGAAAAAAAAAAAAGAAGAAAGGAAAAAAAAAAAAAAAAAGAGGCAAAAAACGUCGGAAAGGAUAGGAGGAAGAAAAAGAAGGAAAGAAAGAAAAGAAAGAAAGAAAAAUAAGUAAAACGGGGGUGCGGAAGCACGGCAAAGUGGGGGGACAAGACAGAACCCGCAGGGGGACGCGGUCCGCAGUCUGCGCGCAGCGCGGGGAUGGUGCGCCCCGGCGGGCUGUGCCGCCUGCUGCUGCUGCUGCUUCUGCUGCUGCUGCUGCUGCUGCAGGGCUCCCUCCUCCUGCUGGCCACAGCCCGGCUCGGCCGCGCCGCCGCCUGCCCGCUCCGCAGAAAGCAAAAUGAGCUGAACUCCUUCCUCUGGACAAUCAAGAGAGAUCCCCCAUCUUAUUUCUUUGGCACCAUCCAUGUCCCAUACACACGUGUCUGGGAUUUUAUCCCAGAGAACUCCAAGAAAGCCUUCCAGCAGAGCCACAUCGUGUACUUUGAGCUGGAUCUCACUGACCCCUACACCAUCUCAGCUCUCACCAGCUGUCAACUCCUGCCACAGGGGAAGAACCUCCAAGAUGUGCUGCCCCGAGACAUCUAUCGCCGGCUGAAGCGGCACCUGGAGUAUGUCAAGCUCAUGAUGCCAUCCUGGAUGACCCCAGACCAGCGGGGCAAAGGGCUGUAUGCAGACUAUCUCUUCAAUGCCAUUGCUGGCAACUGGGAGCAGAAGAGGCCAGUCUGGGUGAUGCUGAUGGUGAACUCCCUGACAGAGGUAGACAUCAAGUCACGAGGCGUCCCCGUCCUGGAUCUGUUCCUGGCGCAGGAAGCAGAGCGGCUGAGGAAGCAAACAGGCGCUGUGGAGAAAGUAGAAGAGCAGUGCCACCCACUCAAUGGGCUGAACUUCUCCCAGGUGGUCUUUGCUUUGAAUCAGACUCUCUUGCAGCAGGAGAGCCUCCGAGCAGGGAGUUUCCAGAUCCCCUUUACGACAGAAGACCUUAUCAAGCAUUACAACUGUGGGGACCUCAGCUCCAUCAUCUUCAACCAUGACACUUCUCAAGUCCCAAAUUUCAUUAAUGCUACACUUCCAGCCCAUGAACGCAUUACUGCCCAAGAAAUAGACAGCUACUUCCGUCAGGAGCUCAUCUACAAACGAAAUGAGCGAAUGGGCAGGAGGGUGAAGGACCUGCUGGAAGAGCAGCCAGACAAGAGUUUCUUCUUUGCAUUUGGAGCUGGUCACUUCAUGGGCAACAACACAGUGAUUGAUGUUUUGAGGAGAGAAGGGUACGAGGUAGAACACACCCCAGCUGGACAAGCCAUCAACAACCGAAAAUCUCCCAAAACCCUGUUAACCUUUUCAUCACCACACAGUCCCUAUGUCAUGUCCCAUGAGCUCCCACUGCACCCCCAGAAAGAGGAGGAAGAGGAGGAGGAAGAGUUCCUGCCUCACCUGCUAUUCCCUGACAGCAUUGAUGUGCUCAUGAAAGUGGACAGGAAGUACAAAAAGAAGAAGAAAAAGCAGCAGAAGAAGCAAAAACUGCGACAAUUUAAUGACCUCUGGGUUCGCCUUGAAGAAAGUGCUACCGACCCUCCUCCGCGGAUCCGCAUCAUUAAUGGCUACAUCACGGUCGAGCCCCAGCCCCGGGGCCACGGAUGGUCCAGUCACACUCGUGCAGACACCAGCAGUGCUCACCAGCUGUCCCAUUCUCUCUUCCUUCCACUACUGACUUGGACUCUGCAUAAGAUAAUGCUUCACUGAGACACAGGAGGCUCCAAGCUGCAAGACUCUUGCCUUAGAAAUAAAAAGAAAAGAAACUUAUGCAAAAAAAGAAAUAGAAGACUAUGAGUGGGACACCUGUUAUUUGGGGUGCUCUUAAACUGCCUCCUUUUCCUGAGUCCGGAUCAUUAACUCUAUUAACUGGUUUGACUUUCCCAAUACAGGAGAAGAUAUUUUAAUGAAAGUGUUAUUUAUCCUUCUCUUGCAGAAGAAUGAUUUCAUGUUAUCCCAUAAUGCUUUGGGGAGAUUAUAAUGCCGCUAUAACAUAGCUGUUGUUUAGCUGUUUGUGCCCAACUAAAGUACAUAUUUUUCACCUUCAGUGCCUUGUAGAAAGAUUUACACACCACUGACUUGUUUAUUAGAACUGAAUAUUUUUUAUCAUCUGAGCACAGCUGGGAAAAACAGUUGGUAUUUUAUGUGUCUACUGGUAAUGCUUUUAAUUCUUGCUUGUUAAGGCUCCAGAUUACAUAUAAAGGUUCAUAGCAACACCUACAGUAGAAUAAAACAGUGAACACUUGUGAACAGAA
This is a messenger RNA of Taeniopygia guttata (zebra finch), 2963 nucleotides long. It is a transcript of the gene TRABD2A, whose product is annotated as TraB domain containing 2A. The record is from RefSeq and is a predicted model, not a curated record. NCBI's taxonomy places the organism in Eukaryota, Metazoa, Chordata, Aves, Passeriformes, Estrildidae. Gene Ontology annotation, molecular function: metalloendopeptidase activity. Gene Ontology annotation, cellular component: membrane. Gene Ontology annotation, biological process: negative regulation of Wnt signaling pathway.